AUGAAGGUCACACGUUCGAGUGCAGCGAUGCUGCUGCUUAAUGGCGCUGUUUCUGUUGCCCAAUCAAUAAACGAUACUUCCGGUGUCACGUGUCCUUCCACCUCCAAGUUCACGCCGCUCUCCGCCGGAACAUUUUUCGCAAAACUGAACCCAGGCUGGAAUGUCGGCAAUACUUUGGAUGCUGUGGAAACAGAAGGUGACUGGAAUAACAAACCCGUUGUAGCUAGCACUUUCGACGAUGUGAAGAAGGCUGGCUUUAAAAGUGUGAGAAUUCCGGUCACGUGGGCCUACCAUUUCACAUCGCAAGCUCCGGACUGGACAGUCGACCCAGUAUGGCUUCAAAGAGUCUCGGAUGUCAUUGAUAUGGUGACUUCACGCGGCCUUUAUGCCAUAGUAAAUGUCCACCACGACUCCUGGACUUGGGCAGACUUGACCUCAGCGAGCACUAAUGUGACAGCCUUAGAGGAACGCUUCAGUAAACUCUGGCUGCAGAUUGGGACCAAGCUUGCCUGCAAGAGCGAAAUGUUGGCCUUCGAACCAAUUAAUGAGAUCCCGGGGACUACACCUGAACAUGGAGCUAUUGUCAAUCGCCUCAAUGAUAUCUUCUUGCAGAAGAUCAACGAGGCGGGGGGGCAUAAUUCGAAGAGAGUGGUUACGUUGGUUGGAGCGGGUGAGGAUGGAGUAAAGACGAGUCUUUGGUUUAAGAAACCGGAUCUCAAGUUCAAGAAUCCCUGGGGCAUUCAGUUCCAUUACUACAGCCCCUACGAUUACGUCUUCCAGGCAUGGGGAAAGACGACAUGGGGCUCCGAAGCCGACAAGGCCUCUCUGGAAGGUGAUCUCGCUGCGGUACGGUCAAACUUCACCGAUGUCCCAAUCGUCAUCGGGGAGUGGGCCGUAUCACCUGUAGCUACAGAGACAGCAGCAAGAUGGCGUUACUUUGAUUUUUUCGUGCGCACCGCCGCAAAGUACAAUAUGUCGACCAUUCUGUGGGACAAUGGCGCCGAUUUUCUCAAUCGCGCAACGCACCUCUGGAGGGAUGAAGUGGCGAUGGAUAUCUACCGCAAUGCGAUAAAAGGUAUCCCAAAUGCUUUGCCAGACAGUACUACAGACGGAGCUGUCACUACACAGCAAAGCUCUGCGUACAUCUACCACGCGAAGAACGAGACGACCAAGGACGUUACACUAAGCUUCAAUUUCAACGGUAACACACUGAGCAAGAUCAGCAAUGGCAGCAGACAACUUGCCAAAGGAAAGGACUACACCCUCUCAGGCCAGGACAUCACCUUCAAAGCCGGCUAUCUCAGCACCAUCAUUACGCCUUCUUCUCCAACGGGCAGUCUAACAAACCUCACUCUGACGUUCAACCGUGGUGCCGCUUUACAAGUAAACGUACUCCAGUACUCUACCCCUGUGCUAUCGAGCACCUCCGGUCCCCUGCCAGCCGCAGGCCAAGACUUACGCAUCCCCGUUUCAUGGGCUGGCAUCAACAGGCCGGCAGCUGUCAAGGCGCAAAAGUCAGAUGGCACAUACCUCGUCGAUGACUGGACCCAGUACCUCGGUCCUCUUCAGCAAGGCCGUAUGACCUAUGGCAAUCAGUGGGAUUGGGAUGCUAACAAUGUGAUUAUCAAAGCAGCGGCUGUUGAUGCGGUGAGGGCUGCCAACAAAGAUACAACACUAACAAUUGAGUUCUAUCCUAGGCAACCUGGGAACGACGCUGUUUAUACACUCAAGGUGUGA
Bipolaris maydis ATCC 48331 is the source of this 1737-nucleotide messenger RNA. Its product is annotated as glycoside hydrolase. Gene Ontology annotation, cellular component: cell surface; extracellular region. Gene Ontology annotation, molecular function: beta-glucosidase activity. Gene Ontology annotation, biological process: glucan catabolic process. The record is from RefSeq and is a predicted model, not a curated record. Lineage: Eukaryota; Fungi; Ascomycota; Dothideomycetes; Pleosporales; Pleosporaceae.